GGGCGGGAGAGGGAAGGUGUCGUCCAUUUUGGUUGAUUGUAGGCAGGGCGCCCGCAGGUGGUGGCCCUCAUCUGCGAGAGGAUCGAGGUGCAGAAAAGGGUGCUGACCCAAAGGAUUGUUCAAAGGAAUUCAAGAAAGGAAGAUGAGCGUAGAAGCUGUUGAUCGGGAGGCAGCCACAUCGAGCCGACCAUGCACCCCACCACAGACUUCCUGGUUUGAGUUCCUGCUAGAAGAGUCUCUGCUGGAGAAACACCUGAAAAAGGCUUCUCCUGAUCCUUCGCCAGUCCAGCUAAUUGUUCAGUUUUUGGAACAGGCUUCCAAACCUUUAGUCAAUGAACAGAAUCAAGUUCAGCCUCCCCCUGAUAAUAAGAGAAACCGGAUUUUAAAAUUACUUGCUCUAAAAGUUGCAGCACAUUUGAAGUGGAAUUUGGAUGUGUUGGAGAAAAGUUUAUCUGUACCUGUAUUGAACAUGCUAUUAAAUGAAUUGUUGUGCAUCAGUAAGGUUCCUCCUGGAACUAAACACAUAGAUAUGGACCUUGCCUCUUUACCUCCAACCACUGCCAUGGCUAUAUUGCUCUACAACAGAUGGGCUAUCAGAACCAUAGUCAACAGUAGUUUUCCUGUCAGAUUGGCAAAACCUGGUCCACCUCAGUUGAAUGUUAUGAAUCAGUUGCAACAAGAAAAGGAAGUCACAGAUAACAUUUUGAAAGUGCUAAAAGAACAGGCUGCUGAUUCCAUUCUGGUUUUGGAAGGAGCACUCAAAUUAAACAAGGACCUUUACAUUCACACUAUAAGGACGUUAGAUCUGCUAGCUAUGGAACCUGGUAUGGUUAAUGGAGAGACAGAGAGUUCUACAGCCGGAUUAAAUAUUAGCACCGAGGAAAUGCAAUGCCAGGUAUGCUAUGAUUUAGGGGCCAUCUACUUCCAGCAGGGUUCCACAAACUUUGAUUUAUAUAGGAAUGCCAGAGAUAAAUUUUUUAGAACCAAGGAAUUGAUUUCAAAGAUUGGCUCAUCACUUCAUUGCAUGAUAGAUGAAAAGAGGCUAGCUGGUUACUGUCAAGCUUGUUGUGUCCUUGCCCCCUCUGACAGUAGUUCACAACCGUCAACUCCCUACAGUCAAAUUCAUAGCUGCUUAAGAUCUGGCAAUUACCAGGAACUGGUAAAGAUUUUCCUUGAAGAUAACCGCAUGCCCACUUUACCAAUUCAGUUCAGACAGUCGGUGUUACGGCAGCUCUCCCAGAAGGCUCAACAAGGAGAUGAAGUUCUUGAUGAAAUCUAUUUCAAGGUUUGUGCAUGCAACAAUGUUUGUGAUGUGAUGCAGGGUCGGCCAGUUGGCGUCCAGUUUACUCAGAUGUUUCUUAGACCUACCAAAGAAAAAAUAGACUUUCUCCUAGAGGUGUGUUCAAAAUCAAUACAUGUAGAAAAUGCACCAGAAUCUUCAAAAAGAAAAAUGGCUUAUUUUCUAAAGAAUCUGUGUCUGGGUUUGGAAGAUCUCCAAUUUGUCUUCAUGAUUUCCUCCCAUGAGCUCUUCAUAGCUCUAUUGAAAGAUGAUGAACGAAAACUGCUCAUUGAUCAGAUGAGGAAGAGGUCGCUUCGAGUCAAUUUAGGCACUAAACUGAUAACAUCAUUUUAUGAUAUUCCAGCUUUAGCGAGUGUGAAUAUUGGCCAGUUGGAGCAUCAGCUUAUUUUAUCACUGGAUCCUUGGAGAAUCCGCCAGAUUUUAAUUGAGUUACACGGUAUGACAUCUGAACGCCAUUUCUGGACAGUUUCCAAUAAGUGGGAAGUUCCAAAUGUUUAUGGCAAUGUUAUCCUAGGAAUUAAAGAUAAUUUGACUAGAGAUUUAGUCUACAUCUUGAUGGCAAAAGGACUACAUUGCAGUACAAUUAAGGAUUUUGUCCAUGCCAAGAAACUUUUUGCUGCCUGUCUUGAACUUGUGACUGAAUUUUCUCCGAAGUUGCGCCAAGUGAUGCUGAAUGAAAUGCUGCUUCUGGACAUUUAUACCCAUGAAGCAGGAGUAGGACUUUCCGGAGAACGUCCUCCCUCUGACUUGAUCAGCAGAGUUCGGGGGUACUUAGAAAUGAGGGUGCCUGAUAUUCCUCUUCGACAAGUUGUAGCAGAGGAAUGUGUUGCCUUUUUGUUAAACUGGCAGGAGAGCGAGUACUUAACUAUGCACGUUCCACAUUCAUUGGUACAGACUAAUCCUUAUGUGAAGUUAGGCCAGCUUUUGGCUGCCACAAGUCAAGAUCUUCCUGGACCAAAAGAAGGCAGGUGGGCAGCUACAGACCUUUGGGAGAUUGUUGUACAAAUCUGCAGUGUAUCCCACCAACACAAAAGAGGGAAUGAUGGCAGAGUGAGUUUAAUAAAGCAGAGAGAAUCGACAUUAGGCAUUAUGUACAGGAAUGAGUUAUUAUCGUUCAUCAAAAAAUUGCGGGAACCUGUGGUUUUGACAACAAUAUUAUCCUUGUUUGUCAAGCUUCAUAACAAUCAUGAAUUAAUUGUGAAUAAUGUCACAGCAGAGUAUAUUUCCAUUUGGCCAUCAUCUUUUCCUAACUUUCAGUCGUCAGUAGAUUUUGAAGCAGUAGCUGUCACCGUCAAAGAACUAGUCAGCUAUGUACUCACUAUAAAUUCAAACAAUCAUUUCUGGUUGAUCACUCAGGCAGAUAUUUAUUUUGCAACUAAUCAAUACUCUGCUGCACUUCACUACUAUCUUCAGGCAGGAGCAGUGUGCUCAGAUUUCUUCACUAAGAUGGUGCCACCUGAUGUAUACACUGAUCAGGUGAUUAAACGAAUGAUAAAAUGCUGUUCUCUUCUCAAUUGCCAUACACAGGUAGCAAUUUUGUGCCAGUUUCUUCGAGAGGUAGAUUAUAAAACUGCAUUUAAAGCACUUCAGGAGCAAAACAGCCAUGAUGCUAUGGAUUCUUAUUAUGACUAUAUAUGGGAUAUUACUAUCUUGGAAUACUUGACAUAUCUUCAUCACAAGCGAGGCGAAACAGACAAGAAACAGAUAGCCAUUAAAGCUAUUGGGCAGACCGAACUGAAUUCUAGCAACCCAGAAGAAGUACUUCAACUUGCUGCUCAACGACGAAAAAAGAAGUUUCUUCAAGCAAUGGCAAAGCUUUACUUUUAAAAACUUACUUUCCUUUGCAAUAUAAGGAGAAGAAAAGUGUCCAUUUCAAGAUAUUUCAACACUUUAUUUAACAUGAGCAUUUUUUAUAAUACAUAUUUAUAAACAUACUGUGGUAUUGUCCUAUUU
Molecule: messenger RNA, 3253 nt
Organism: Notechis scutatus (mainland tiger snake)
Lineage: Eukaryota; Metazoa; Chordata; Lepidosauria; Squamata; Elapidae
Gene: INTS8
Product: integrator complex subunit 8
Biological process (GO): snRNA 3'-end processing
Cellular component (GO): integrator complex
Source: RefSeq, a predicted model, not a curated record